Dacryopinax primogenitus is the source of this 327-nucleotide messenger RNA. RefSeq lists its product as uncharacterized. The transcript has a single exon. The record is from RefSeq and is a predicted model, not a curated record. NCBI's taxonomy places the organism in Eukaryota, Fungi, Basidiomycota, Dacrymycetes, Dacrymycetales, Dacrymycetaceae. The annotation marks the transcript as partial.
AUUCCCUGCAUUCUCAAUGGUGGCUCUGGUAUUGUGGGAAUUAGUGAGCAAUGCUGCAAACAAAUCGGACUCGCAUAUACCCCAGUGAAAGGUUGGCAGAUGGAAUCUGCAAAUGGUUUGGUCAAUCAGCUCCUUGGCCACAUUCCGAAGUUAUGCAUUGGUAUAUCAGGGCUCAACUUCUACAUCCAGGCUUUGGUGCUUCCCAACCCACCUUUCCACCUGCUCCUCAGUUGCCCAUUCCAUGUCCUUGCCUCUUGCGUGACCCAAACUUACACAGACGGGAAACAGAAGAUCCAGAUAAUGUGUCCGAAUUCUCAGCAGACAAUC